GGCAGUUCCUAAGGCUGCUGGACAGGCUGCAAAUGCUGACCAAUUGGAGCGCAGCGGCGGGACCCCCCAGCUCGUCUUGUUGGUGUACAAGCACGGGUAGCCUCUGCCCGUUUCCACCCCGUUCUGUGUUUACGGAGGAGUGGUUCAGCCACUUUGCUCAGAAGAGGAGAAAUAAUUCUUCUCCAAUGUCAGAUUUUAGAAGCAACUAUACUAUUAAUUCCAUCCUCCUUCAAGUCCAGUUUUCAUACUGUAGUACAUCAUUGGGAAAAUCAUUGGCUGAAUGAGGCUGAGCUUUUCAGAUUGUAAAGGAACAAUGAAAACAUUGGUCAUUGGACUUGGAGGCGUAACAAAUGGAGGCAAAACAACUCUGGCAGGAAAGCUGAAGAAACUGCUUCCCAGUUGUACUAUAAUUUCCCAAGAUAACUUUUUUAAGCCUGAAUCUGAAGUGGCCAAAGAUGAUCGUGGAUUUCUCCAGUAUGAUGUACUUGAUGCCUUGUACAUGGAGACAAUGGUGGCAAGCAUACGUUCUUGGAUGGCAAAACCAGAAGACUCUGCAUUACCAAGAUCACCCAAUAAUACACAUGAUGAUCAGACAGGAGCAAAAGAUUUUCGGGUCUUAAUUAUUGAAGGUUUCCUUCUGUUUAACUACAAGCCCCUUAGUGAUAUAUGGGAUAAAAAAUAUUUCUUAACAAUUCCUUAUGAAGAAUGUAAAAGGCGAAGAAGCAACAGAAUAUACAAUCCACCAGACCCACCUGGUUACUUUGAUGGACAUGUGUGGCCCAUGUAUCAGAAACACAGGAGAGAAAUGGAAGAAAAUGGAAUGAGCAUCGUUUACUUGGAUGGCACAAAAUCACAGGAAGACCUCUGUUCAAGGAUAUAUAAUGAUACAAUGGAGGCAUUGGAAGAGAAGUGAGCAAGGCAUUGUUAUGCAUGCAUAAAUAUGGUUCCCAGCCUGGACAGUUUCAAUAACAACCACUUCAUGAAUCACGGAAGAACAUCCCACACCUUGCGAAUUGACAGAAAAGCAGUAAAAAUUAAAUGAAGAAAACUCAGCUCUUCUGUACUAUUGGAUAUAUUGGUUGUGGUUCGGUACGAAUUCAGUUGUUGCAAUUCCUCUCUCUUUCUUCUUAAUAAAUAUUGUCAAAAACUUA
Crotalus tigris (Tiger rattlesnake) is the source of this 1151-nucleotide messenger RNA. It is a transcript of the gene NMRK1, whose product is annotated as nicotinamide riboside kinase 1. The record is from RefSeq and is a predicted model, not a curated record. The transcript has 11 exons. Bases 281 to 913 code for a protein of 210 amino acids. Lineage: Eukaryota; Metazoa; Chordata; Lepidosauria; Squamata; Viperidae. Gene Ontology annotation, cellular component: cytoplasm.